Capronia epimyces CBS 606.96 is the source of this 798-nucleotide messenger RNA. RefSeq names its product 6-phosphogluconolactonase. The record is from RefSeq and is a predicted model, not a curated record. Lineage: Eukaryota; Fungi; Ascomycota; Eurotiomycetes; Chaetothyriales; Herpotrichiellaceae. The transcript has a single exon. Bases 1 to 798 code for a protein of 265 amino acids. Gene Ontology annotation, biological process: pentose-phosphate shunt; carbohydrate metabolic process. Gene Ontology annotation, molecular function: 6-phosphogluconolactonase activity.
AUGGGCAAGCAACCCAAUCUCUACAGUUACCCCACCGUCGACAACCUCGCAGCUCAGCUACGCACCUACAUUCUCGCCUGCCAGAAGGCCGCCUUGCUACGUCACGAUGCCUUCAAAAUCGCUGUGUCGGGAGGCAGCCUGCCUGCGACACUAACAAAGGCACUGCUUGUGCCUGCCGAGAACGAGGACCCAGCCACCGGCCCCCAAUUCUCCAAAUGGCACAUUUUCUUCGCCGACGAGCGCGCUGUACCUUCCGACCAUGAAGAUAGUAAUUACGGCCUGCUGAAGAAGGAUCUCUUGGACAAAAUCCCAGCAGAACUGGGCAAGCCCAAUGUCUACCCAAUCAACGAGAAAUACUUGGACGACACACAAGAGCUAGCGGAUCAGUAUCAAGAAGUCCUCAUGUCUAGUUUUGCCCAGAAGGACUCGGUCAGGCUUCCCGUCUUCGAUUUGAUCCUUCUCGGCUGUGGACCGGACGGGCAUACUUGCAGUUUGUUCCCUGGACACGAACUUUUGCGUGAAGCCGACGCUUGGGUUGCGCCCAUCGAGGACAGCCCCAAACCCCCGCCACGACGAAUCACGCUGACUCUGCCUGUGGUGACGCAUGCGCAUAAGAUCGCAUUCGUGGCCACCGGUGGAGGCAAGAAGGAUAUUCUGAAGAAGAUCCUCGAGGCGGACGAUGAAGGUCGGAGUUUACCUUGUGGGCUGGUCAAUGAGGCGGCGGGUGAGAAGGUCAGCUGGUUCACAGACCGCGCAGCUGUAGAGGGAGUUGCUUUCCCUAGGAGGGGAAGUCUGUGA